AUGGGAGAUCCUGGACGUCUCACUCUUCCAUGUGAAUUUGGAAAUAACACAAAGACUUAUGCCUUAGACGAUUAUGGAUCUAGCAUAAAUCUAAUGCUUUUUUUGUUCUACCAAAAGCUAAAUCUUCCAGAUUUGAAGGUUAUAAGAAUGACAAUUCACAUGGCUAAUCGUUCAGUGACACAUCCAAGGGGCAUUAUGGAAGAUAUUUUGGUAAAAAUUGGGAAAUUUGUUUUUCCAAUUGACUUUGUCAUUUUAGAUAUGAAGGAAGAUGCAAAUGUCCCAAUAAUUCUUGGUCGCCCUCUGAUAAAUACUUCUAGGGCUUUGGUAGACAUUCGCGAGUCCAAAAUUACUUUGAGAGUGGGAGAUGAUGAAGUUACCUUUGGGAUAGAAGAUGGAUUUCAAAUGGUGAUGCUCAAGGUGAAGUCUUCAACAUUGAUAAAGAAGAUGAGCUUGAAGAAUUGGAAAAACUUAUGGAAGAAAAGAUUCAACAAGUAA
Lactuca sativa (garden lettuce) is the source of this 495-nucleotide messenger RNA. RefSeq lists its product as uncharacterized. The record is from RefSeq and is a predicted model, not a curated record. NCBI's taxonomy places the organism in Eukaryota, Viridiplantae, Streptophyta, Magnoliopsida, Asterales, Asteraceae.